CAUCUGACCUUCUCCUGCAGUUUUUCCUCUAUUAUCUUUCAGCUCACCCACACCUCACCUCGCCUUCACCGCCGAGGUUUUGUUACCCCCCGCCCCGCGCUGCUCUGCAGUAUUCUGUCUUCGCGCGUUCAUUCUCCGCUUGCCUCAGUUUCCCUUGAGAAGCAGGCACGGGAGUCUCUGCAGAAUGGCAACUGCUCAGAAGCAAAGGAAUUCUGUGAGUGCAGUUAUAUUUCCCAAGAAAAUAGCCACGGAGCAGCAGUCCCUGAUGCUGGUGAAGAGGCUCCUGGCAGUGGCAGUGUCCUGCAUCACGUACCUGAGGGGAAUCUUUCCUGAAAGUGCCUAUGGAACCAGAUACAUGGAUGACGUCUGUGUCAAAAUUCUGCGGGAAGACAAAAACUGUCCUGGCUCUACCCAGCUGGUGAAAUGGAUGUUAGGAUGCUAUGAUGCCUUGCAGAAGAAAUACCUGAGACAGAUUGUCCUAGCAGUCUAUACCCAGCCAGAAGAUCCUGAGACAGUCACAGAGUGUUACCACUUCAAGUUCAAGUACACCCACAAUGGGCCGCUCCUGGAUUUUGGCAGCAAGGACAAGAAGCCAGACUGCAGCAUCAGCUGUGCAGACACCAAGAAGGCCAGCAUCCUCCUCAUCCGCAAGAUCUACGUCCUGAUGCAGAACCUCAGCCCGCUGCCCAACGACGUCUGCCUCACCAUGAAACUCCUCUACUACGAUGAGGUUACACCCCCUGAUUACCAACCCCCAGGGUUCAAGGAGGCCAAGGACGAGGGGCUGGUGUUCAAUGAGGAGCCCAUGUACCUGAACGUGGGGGAAGUGCCCACGCCUUUCCACAUGCUCAAACUGAAAAUCACCACUGAGAAACACCGCAUGGAGAACGUGGACAGGAACAUCCUAAAGCAGGGAGAGCCUGCUGAGCUCCUCCAGGUGUGUGGAGUGAGCAGGGAUGAGCCACAAGAAGAGAGCCAGGACAUGAAUGCAGAUCCUGUCUUGGGUAAUGAAGUGGAAGAUAAGAACCGUGCCAAUAUUUCAGAAGCUCAAGCAAAUAAUUCAACUGGUGAAGAGGAGGCUGGAGGGAUGCAGACUCCCCCCCAUGUUUCUAAUCCUCAGGUUGAUCAUUUGACCCGUAAAACGUCUGAGCUGAUUGUGUCAGAGAGCAGGACAAGAAGUGGAAAGAUAUUCCAGAGCUGCAUUGUGCACCAGGCUGAGCUCUGCUCCAGCCAGGACGUGCUGCCCAAACGGAGGAAGCUGAGCGAGCCCAAGGAGCAGUUUUAGCCUUCUCCACUCCCACCCCGCUGUUCCGUGUGGCUGUUGGGUUUGAAGGAUCCGUUCUGCUCCAUUGGCAGGCCCGUGGGAGGGGGUUUGAGGAAGGAAAAUGUCAGGAAGCCCAGCUGAAGAAUUCCAAACUCAUUUUGUGCAGGACCUUUGGGGAUUUGUGGGUUGGCCCCAGGUCCUGAUGGUGGUGGAGGAAAUUCAUCCCCCAGCACAAGGUUUCAGCAGUGCCUUUGGGCUGUGGUUCCGAGCUGAGGAACUCACCCAGAACCUGCCUUGCCCCAAAACCUCUCCAGUUUUGGGGUGCUUACAGAUCUUUCCAGGGGGCUGGGCUGUCAGUUUUAGGCUGUUAAGAGUUUUGGAGUUACAGUUUUUGUUUUUCCUACCGGGACAGUUUGACAAGUUGGAUGCUUUGUGUUUCUUCCUGACCAGAUGCACACACUCAGGUGAAACCCAGCCCUCUCCAUCCCUCACAUUCCAGGCUCCCUGCCGGAACGCAGGAAUUUCCAGGAGGAGCCCCGGCGGUUCUGUUCCGAGCUGUGAGAGCACUGGGAGGACCUGGGUGUCCUUAGAGCGGUUUAGGGCAGGGGCUGGACACGGUGCCAGGUCCUCCUCGGCCACCAAAGCGUUAAUUAAUUGUCCGGCUGCCGUCAGGAGCGGAGUGACACCGCUCCCGCCGCGGGCGGGGACAGCCGAGCCUCUCCCGACGGUUCUGGCUCCGCAAUUAACAAUGUUCAUCAGCAGUCCUCAUUAAACGGCGUUCGCCUUCG
This is a messenger RNA of Prinia subflava (tawny-flanked prinia), 2052 nucleotides long. It is a transcript of the gene HORMAD1, whose product is annotated as HORMA domain containing 1. Bases 185 to 1285 code for a protein of 366 amino acids. The transcript has 14 exons. The record is from RefSeq and is a predicted model, not a curated record. NCBI's taxonomy places the organism in Eukaryota, Metazoa, Chordata, Aves, Passeriformes, Cisticolidae.